GCUGCGCUGCGGCCCACGCCGCCCUGUGAGUCGCUGGUGUCGAGGCAUCACGGCGCGCUGUUGCGCUGGCUGGAAGAGCGGCUGGGCCGCGGCGAAGAGUCCGUCACCCUGGAGCAGUUCCGGGAGCUGCUGGAGGCUCGCGGCGCCGGCUGCUCCGGCGAGCAGUUCGAGGAGGCCUUUGCGCAGUUUGAUGCCGAGGGUGAUGGCACAGUUGAAGCUGAGAACAUGUUGGAGGCCCUCAAGAAUUCCAGUGGAGCUAAUCUUCAGGGGGAGCUGAGCCACAUCAUCAGACAACUGCAGGCCUGCUCUCUUGUUCCAGGUUUCAUCGACAUAUUUUCAGAGAGCAAGGAGGGCCUGGACGUUCACUCUGCAAUGAUCCUGCGCUUCCUGCACCGCAAUCGCAUCUCUAGCACCAUGAUCCCCUACCCGAUGCUGGACCAUUGCAACAACAUGUGCACCAUGAGGUCUUCUGUCCUGCGGGAGUCUCUGGACCAACUCGUCCAAAAAGAAAAGGAAAGCCCUGGAGAUUUAACCAGAAGCCCAGAGAUGGAUAAACUCAAGUCCGUAGCAAAGUGUUAUGCAUACAUAGAAACAUCUUCCAACCCUGCAGACAUUCACCAGAUGACAAACGGAGAUACGUCAUCCUACUGGCAGUCAGAUGGCAGUGCUCGCUCACACUGGAUUCGUUUCAAAAUGAAGCCAGAUGUUGUGCUUAGGCAUCUGUCCAUUGCUGUGGCUGCCACUGACCAGAGCUACAUGCCACAGCAGGUUACAGUAGCUGUGGGGAGGACGGCCAGUGAUCUUCAGGAAGUCCGAGACGUGCACAUCCCCAGCAACGUUACAGGCUAUGUGACACUGCUAGAAAACGCCAACAUCAGUCAGCAAUAUGUGCAGAUCAACAUAAAACGGUGUCUUAGCGAUGGAUGUGACACUAGGAUUCAUGGUCUGAGGGCUGUUGGCUUUCAGAGAAUCAAGAAGUCUGGAGUCUCAGUCUCAGAUGCUUCUGCAAUAUGGUACUGGUCCCUGCUGACAUCUCUAGUGACGGCGUCCAUGGAGACCAACCCGGCCUUUGUCAAGACAGUGCUGCACAAUACCCAGAAGGCAUUACAGCACAUGCCUCCACUGUCCCUCUCAGCAGGAUCAACGGAUUUCUCAACUUUCCUGUCUCCCAACGUUCUGGAAGAAGUGGACAGUUUUCUCAUAAGGAUAACUAGUUGCUGCUCUACUCCAGAGGUGGAAUUAACUCUCCUGGCUUUUGCACUAGCAAGAGGAAGUGUCGCCAAAGUGGUGAGCUCUCUCUGUACCAUCUCCGACCACCUGGAGACACAGUACGAGGCCUCGUCUCUCCUUUCCGCCAUGGCGUCCGUGAGGCAGAGCCUGCUCCUGAAGUACGGUAAACCGCUCCAGUUGACUCUGCAGGCAUGUGAUGUCAAGGGAAAAGAAGACAAGUCGGGCCCUGAGAACCUCCUCGUGGAGCCGUGGACUCGGGACGGUUUUCUUACCGAAACUGGAAAAACUAGAGCAAGUACUAUUUUUUCUUCAGGAACCGAGUCUGCCUUCCAGGUUACACAGAUCAGAAUUAUGGUCCGACGUGGGGGCAUCGGAGCACAGUGUGGGCUGGUGUUUGCCUACAACUCAGCCUCUGAUAAAUUUCACGCAGAAGAACACUUCAAAAGGUUUGAAGAAUAUGACAGAUGGAAGCUUAAGGAGUUCAGGCAAUUUGUAAAAAGCAGGAUUGGUUGCUCCUCAGAUGACCUUGGAGAGGAUGACCCCGUCGGCUGGUUCGAGCUGGAAGAAGAGUGGGACGAAGCAGACGUCAAGCUGCAGCAGUGCAGAGUUGCUAAAUAUUUGAUGGUGAAGUUCCUGUGUACCCGUCAGGAAUCAGCAGAGCGCUUGGGAGUGCAAGGCUUGAGCAUCAGCGGGUACCUGCGGCCUGCCAGGACAGAUGCAGAGCCAAGCGCCGCCGUCUGUGCUCACUGCAGGAAGGACUCUGAGGAGAGUAUCUGUGGGGCCACGCUCCUCCUCAGGACCCUUCAGUUCAUCCAGCAGCUCGCCCAUGACCUGGUGCAGCAAAAGGAAGGUGGCUUAAAGUACAAAUCUCUCCUAGAUUUUGCAGCCCUUGAUUUGCAGAUCUUCUGGAAUUUCUAUAAUAAAUUAAAGCAAAACCCAAGAGAAGAAUGCAUCUACGCCCAAACCCUGCUUCUGCAGCUGCUCCAGAGCUGCUUCUCAGUGCUGCAGGGAGACGCACAGGUUGUCUCUGAGAAGCAAAAGGCUCCCAAACAGCGCCCUGAGCGGAUGGAGGACGCCAAGGAGCUCUACACACACUUGUGUGAUGUGGUGGAUAAGGUCGAUGGAGACUCUGUGCUCAUGGACGUUUUAAAGCAAGAAGUCAGAAAUACUCUUCUCAAUGGAGCUGCCAUCUUCUUUCCUGACCGACAGACCCGGAGGAAUCAUCUCUUCACCAUGAUGAAGAAUGUCACCGAGCAGGAGCACAAGCCAUCCCAGCAGCUUACUUUCCGCUCACUGUGCACCCAUUUUAGUGAUAAAGAUCCUGGUGGCCUUCUACUUUUACCUGAGAAGAGUGACCUGGCUGACAUGAACAUCAAUGAGGUCCUGGCAGUCAUGAACACGCUCCUCUCUGUGGCUGCUCGUGAGUGUGAGCUGCUGAUGCUCAACGGUGCCCAAGGCGAAGUCGGCUCCGUGCUUUUCUCCCUGUUCUGGUCUGUUCAGGGAAGCUUGUUCUCCUGGUGCUACCUCCAGUUGAAGAGCACAGACCCUGUGGCCAAAGACCUGGCCGUGGAGCUUCUUGAAAAAUAUGUACAACAGUUCCUGGCAAAGAUGAGAGUGAUUUUGGAGUCCCUUUUGUCACAGUACAGCGGAAAAAUUAUAGUAGAAAAAUUAUGUAAUUCAGUGUUUUCGAUGGGAUCCCGUCAGCUGGUCAUCUUUCUGCUGGACUUGUGCACGUUAGACAUCUCCCACUGCACCCUCUUGAGAGCGUUCGUCCCGCUAACAGAGCUGUUGAAGAAGCUGGGCAGUGACCCUGAAGGAGGACUGAAUGAGCUGGAUGUUGAAACGUGGCAACAGGAACAGCCUGUGGUGUUACACACAUGGACUAAGGAAUCCGCCCAUAACUAUGAAAAUAAUUGCCAUGAUGUGUCUGUCUUCGUUAGCCCAGGAGCAACGUAUUUUGAAGUGGAAUUUGAUGAGCGAUGUGAAACGGAAAAGAGGUAUGAUUAUCUGGAAUUUACUGACGCUAGAGGUGGGAAAACACGCUAUGACACAAAAGUGGGCACUGAUAAAUGGCCCAAGAAAGUGACCUUUAAGGCUGGCCCUCGGCUCCAGUUCCUCUUCCACUCUGACAGCAGUAAUAAUGAGUGGGGCUACAAAUUCACGGUCACUGCCUAUGGCCUGCCAGAUGUUGCCGUGUCGUGGGGAUUGGACUUGCAACUCCUUGUUUCCCGGCUGAUGGGACGCCUUGCUUCCCAGUGCUUGGCACUCAAGUCUGCUCAUCAGUUAGGAAAGGACAUGGCAGUUCCUCAGGCAAAAAUGGCAUCAGUCCUAAACUCCCCCUUGUGGAAACCUAUCUUCAGGCAUCAGAUAUAUCCAGAGAUGGACUUUGAAGCACAUGGGCCCACUUGCCCACCCCAGGAUAGUAAGGAGGUUAAGACCAUCUCUGACAAUCCCUGCCGCGAUUUUCUCCUUGAUUUUACACAUUCGGAUCCUGCUCAGAACCUCAGUGGGCCAUAUUCCGAACUUUCCAAAGGUGUCAUCCAAGCAUGUAGAAAGCAGACCCCAAAGACAGACAUAGUUGCUGGUUCUACCAUCGAUCAAGCUGUGAACGCCACCUUUGCCGCUCUGGUGUACUGCACUCCAGACUUGCAUGAGAAGCUGCAGAAAUAUGUCAACAGUGGGGGCAGGACGGCCCUGAGUGAAGAGUUUGCACAGGUGUAUGCUUUGGCUGAUGGGAUUCGAAUAUGGAUGCUAGAGAUGAAGCAGAGGUCCCUGAUGGGGCUUGGGAACGAGGCUGAAGAAAAACGCAACUCAGAAGCUAAUGAGACAAAUCCUGAGAGCCUGUCAAAAGAGUGUAUUCAGAAGAGUCUUCUGUUACUAAAGUUUUUACCCAUGGGGGUAAGUUCAAAAGACAGCUGUGACAAGGUGGUGCCUGCAGAUGAGACCGAUUCUCUGCAGCCACUGGACAAGUGCCAGAGGACAAGCUCGGUGGUGGAGGAGCACUUCCAGGCCCUGACGUCGCCCACUGAAGCUGCACCGCUGGCGACGGCUGACAAGAGGCCUGGCCUGGCCGAGCAGCCGAAGCUGCUGCCCAGCAAUGGCCCUUCCACCGCAGAGGUGUCCUCUUCCUCUGCCCCAGCUGAAGAGCCCUCCUCACCUUCCACACCCACCCGCAGACCGCCCUUCACCCGAGGCCGACUGCGGCUGCUCUCCUUCCGAUCCGUGGAGGAGGCCAGACCAGUGCCCACGGUCAAAGAGAAAUACCCUGUGCUGAAGGACGUCAUGGACUUCAUUAAGGAUCAGUCACUGUCACAUGAGAGUGUUGUCAAGGUUCUUUCCCUGAAGAAAGCCCAAGCCCAGAGCAUCCUUGAAGUACUGAGGAUCAUUCAGUACUGUGCAGAAUCCCUGGGUCAGCCUCAUUGCUUCCAUCCGCCCUUUAUACUUUUCCUGUUGGAACUUCUGACCUGCCAGAAAGAGUUUACCAAUUAUUUCGGACACUUGGAAGGCUGUGGUGCAGAACUACACAAAGACAUCCGAGAAACUUACUAUCAACUUGUUCUGUUUUUGGUCAAAGCAAUGAAAGGAUUUAGUAACCUAAAAGACAGGUCUCUGUUGCCUGCCAUGUCCUGUGUUCAGACGGCGCUGCUCCAUCUUCUGGAUAUGGGCUGGGAACCCAGCGAUCUCGCCUUCUUUGUUGACAUUCAGUUACCAGCUCUCCUCAUGAGCAUCUCACAAGAAAACAUCAGUGUCCACGACAGUGUGAUCAGCCAAUGGAGUGAAGACGAUGAGCUUGCUGAUGCCAAGCAGAAUUCAGAAUGGAUGGAUGAGUGUCAGGAUGGCAUGUUUGAGGCCUGGUAUGAAAAAAUAGCCCAGGAAGAUCCAGAGAAGCAGAGGAAAAUGCACAUGUUUAUUGCUCGCUACUGCGACCUGCUGAACGUGGACAUCUCCUGUGAUGGCUGUGAUGAGAUCGCCCCCUGGCACCGCUACCGGUGUCUGCAGUGCAGCGACAUGGAUCUCUGCAAGACGUGCUUCCUGGGUGGGGUGAAGCCUGAGGGCCAUGGAGAUGACCAUGAAAUGGUCAACAUGGAGUUUGCCUGUGACCACUGCCAGGGCCUGAUCAUUGGCCGGCGGAUGAACUGCAACGUGUGCGAUGACUUUGACCUCUGCUAUGGAUGCUAUGCAGCCAAGAAAUACUCCUAUGGCCAUUUGCCGACCCACAGCGUCACGGCCCACCCGAUGGUGACCAUUCGGAUCAGUGAUCGGCAGAGGCUCAUCCAGCCCUACAUCCACAACUACUCCUGGCUGCUCUUUGCUGCCCUGGCGCUCUACAGCGCCCACCUGGCCAGUGCAGAGGACAUGGAUGGGGAAAAGCUGGACCCCCAUGCGCACAGCAGCGCCACUACCCUGCGGAGCCAGUGCAUGCAGCUGGUUGGGGACUGUCUAAUGAAGGCUCACCAGGGAAAAGGUCUGAAAGCACUGGCUCUCCUUGGCAUAUUGCCAGAUAGUGAAUCCAGCUCCGGAAGUCAGUCCCUCACAGCCCCACUGCCCACCUGCACAUCUGGGGAGCCGCUCAAGAAGAAAGCUGUCCAGGCUGCUGAGGGGCCGUCAGAGGCAGGCCUUUUUGUGCACUGCAGUGGAAAGGGGGCUGCUCAGAAGGCAGUCGGAUCCACAGACUGCAAGCCAAGAAAGAAGAUGGAGGCAGGUGUGCUGUUAAUGAAGGCCCCCCCCUGCCAGAUCCACACUGCAAGCUCUCCUGCAGAUGCCAGCAAACCUCCGGGGCAUCCAGAUCCUUCAGAAAAAUGUGAAAGCCCCGUGUUUUACAACUCAGAUGCCGGACAAGCUCAAGCCUCACCCCAGAAUCCAGCAGAGGAAAAGGUGAUCACCCCGAGCCCCGAGCAGGUGUUUGCAGAGUGCUCCCAGAAGAGGGUUCUGGGCUUACUAGCCGCCAUGUUACCUCCACUGAAGACGAGUACCACGCUCCCCCUGAUAGACCUGGAGCACGCCCUCCCACUCAUGUUUCAGGUCGUCAUCUCAAACGCAGGCCACCUGAAUGAAACCUACCACCUCACGCUUGGCCUUCUGGGCCAGCUAAUCGUCCGCCUUUUGCCAGCAGAGGUGGAUGCCGCAGUGAUUAAGGUCCUCUCCGCCAAACACAACCUGUUUGCGUCCGGGGACAGUUCCCUUGUGCCAGAUGGCUGGAAGACCACCCACCUGCUCUUCAGCCUAGGAGCUGUGUGUUUGGACAGCCGGGUGGGCUUAGACUGGGCAUGCUCCAUGGCAGAGAUCCUGAGGUCACUGAAUAGCGCCCCACUGUGGCGGGACGUCCUCGCCGCCUUCACAGACCACUGCAUCAAACAACUGCCUUUCCAGCUGAAGCACACCAACAUCUUCACCCUGCUUGUGCUGGUCGGCUUCCCCCAGGUCCUCUGUGUGGGCACCCGCUGCAUUUACAUGGACAACGCCAACGAACCACACGGUGUGAUCGUCUUGAAACACUUUACGGAGAAGAACAGGGCUGUCAUCGUCGAUGUCAAAACUCGGAAAAGGAAAACAGUGAAGGACUACCAGCUAGUGCAGAAGGGAGGGGGCCAGGAGUGCAGCGACUCCCAGGCCCAGCUGAGCCAGUACUCCCAGCACUUCGCCCUCAUUGCCAGUCACCUUCUGCAAACCAGCAUGGACAGCCAUUGUCCCGAGGCUGUGGAAGCAACGUGGGUCCUGUCCCUGGCCCUCAAAGGACUGUAUCAAACAGUAAAGGCUCAUGGAUUUGAAGAGACCCAUGCUACCUUCCUUCACACUGAUCUGCUGAAGCUGCUGGUGAAAAAGUGCAGCAAAGGGACCGGCUUCAGUAAAACCUGGCUCCUCCGGGACCUGGAAAUUUUGUCCAUCAUGCUGUACUCCUCCAAAAAAGAGGCCAGCACUCUCCUGGAGCAUGGAGACCCAGAGCUGGAGGAGCGCGGGGACCAGGGCGAGGAGGCGGAGCGGCCGGUCAGCAGCCCCAGUGACACAGAGCAGAAGAAGCUGGACCCUCUGGAGAGCCUGGACGAACCCACCAGAAUAUGUUUCUUGAUGGCUCAUGAUGCCCUGAACGCCCCUCUGCACGUCCUCCGGGCCAUCUACGAGCUGCAGAUGAAGAGGACCGAUUCCUUCUUCCUGGAGGUUCAGAAGCGGUUUGAUGGCGAUGAGCUCGCCAUCGAUGAGAGGAUACGGAGCCUGGCUCAGAAGUGGCAGCCUGGUAAGAGCUUGCGGCUGGAAGAGCAGAGCGCCAAAGCCCUGGACACAGACAUGAUCAUCCUGCCUUGCUUGUCCCGGCCGGCACGCUGUGACCAGGCCACUGCGGAAUCGAACCCCGUGACCCAGAAGCUCAUCUCCAGCACUGAGAGUGAGCUGCAGCAGAGCUACGCCAAGCAGCGCCGGAGCAAGAGCGCGGCCCUCCUGCACAAGGAGCUGAAUUGCAAGACCAAGAGGGCUGCCCGAGACUACCUUUUCCGAGUGAACGAGGCCACGGCUGUGCUCUACGCCCGCCAUGUGCUGGCCUCCCUGCUGGCUGAGUGGCCCGGGCAUGUGCCAGUAAGCGAGGAUGUCCUGGAGCUAAGCGGCCCUGCCCACAUGACCUACAUCUUGGACAUGUUCUUGCAGCUGGAGGAAAAGCAGCAGUGGGAGAAGAUCCUGCAGAAGGCGCUCCAAGGCUGCCGAGAGGACAUGCUGGGGACCAUGGCCCUGGCUGCCUGCCAGUUCAUGGAGGAGCCCGGGAUGGAGGUGCAAGUGAGGGAGUCCAAACACCCAUAUAACAACAACACCAACUUCGAGGAUAAAGUACACAUUCCGGGGGCAAUCUACCUCUCCAUCAAAUUCGACCCUCAGUGCAACACCGAGGAGGGCUGUGACGAACUGUCCAUGUCCAGCAGCAGUGACUUCCAGCAGGAUCGACACAUCUUCAGUGGGUCCCAACAGAAGUGGAAGGACUUUGAGCUUCCAGGUGAUACUCUGUAUUACCGCUUUACCUCUGACAUGAGCAACACCGAGUGGGGCUACAAAUUCACUGUGACGGCCGGACACCUGGGGCGGUUCCAGACAGGAUUUGAGAUCCUGAAGCAGAUGUUGUCGGAAGAAAGAGUAGUGCCGCACCUCCCGUUGGCCCAGAUCUGGGAAUGGCUGGUGGGUGUGGCCUGCCGCCAGACUGGUCAUCAGCGGCUGAAAGCCGUCCACUUGCUUCUGAAGAUUGUUCGCUGCUGUACCCUCAGUGACCUGUGUGACCUUGCGCUGCUGAAGCCCCUGUGGAAGCUCUUCACGCACAUGGAGUACAGCCUAGCUGAGGAUGUGACGCAACCUGGCAUCCUCCUCCCCCUGCACCGGGCCCUCACUGAGCUCUUCUUCGUCACUGAGAACCGUGCCCAGGAGCUUGGCUUGCUGCAGGACUACCUGCUGGCCUUAACCACCGACGACCACCUUCUCCGCUGUGCGGCACAGGCUCUGCAGAACAUCGCAGCCAUCAGCUUGGCCAUCAACUACCCAAACAAGGCCACCCUCCUCUGGAAUGUCGAGUGUUAGCCCUUGGUGCGUGCCCGCAUGACUCUGCCGAGCCCCUCCACAGGGCUAUGGAGCAGACAUCUAAUCCCAUUCAGGAAAAUUUCUGUCGCGUCAGUUCCAGCUCUCCAUGAACCCCCAGGUAGAGCAUAAGCAGCCUCCGAGUCUCCCGAGAGCUGCUGUGUCAGCAGACUAGCGCACUGUGCACACCCCACGGCAUGGGCUGAUGGGGCAGCCUCCUCCAGGGCCAUCUGUCAGAAGGCCCGGGAAGACUCUGGGCCGUGGAGCUGGCACAGCCAGCACCUGCCCUUCGGGGGAGGACAGAGUCUGCCCGCACCGCCUUUCUCAGCACGACCUGCAGCAGCAAGACACGGCGUGGAAACUGCUCUUGUGCUUUGCUUCUCGAGACUGGGUCAUCCAAACCCAAACCUGGGGGACCCUCCUGGCCACCACCCAAUCCCCAGCCUUUCAGUGCGCCCUGAGGCCCAGCAGCCUCCGCUCCCAAGAUCCAUCCUGGCUCGGUCAUGCGGAUGGGCUCCGGUUUGCUUGGAGGCUGUCAGCAGAACCACACUGGAUUCCUGGCGAGGACAGGCUGGGCUGGUGUGCGGGUAGCUGAACUUGGGGAAGACUUUUUAGCUUCUGCACCCAAAGCAAGGAGCCCAGUGGCUCUGGGGUUAAAAUACCACUUCCAACCUGUGAGUUGGCAGUGGGAGCCCACUGGCCGGCUGCCGGGCAGGUGUGGCGGUCUGCCUUGGUGAGGACUCCCAGCCUUGGGAACCCCGGGCAGUUCUACUCUGUCCUGCAGGGACGCCGUGAGUGGGAAUCAGCUUGCUGGCGGUAGGUUUGAGUCUGUUUCCUUUUGGACCUAAAGACUUGAAGUGUUAGCAAAGGGAUCUUAUUUUAGGAAUUUUAUAAAAAUAGGAUUUUAAUUUUGCCCGGUGGUCCUUAGAAUCUCCGUGACCCCUGGGGGACCCCAAGUGGUUGCUGGGCUGUCACUUGUCUAGCAAUAACAACAUUCAUCCCAGCGAGUACUCUGUGCACCUCCCGCCCCGGUCUGCCCUCAAGUGCUGAUGAUUCUUCCUCCAAAGACAGGUGGGAGCACCAGCUGGAUUGGCAGGUGGAGCCUGUCUGUAUGACGAGACCUCAGGUGGCUGCCAUCACAGGGGGGUGUCAGCUCAGGGCUGGAUACCCCACCUCCCCCCAGGGCCAGACCCCAGGCAGGUCUCCAAGCCAGGACCCAGUUUGUCCCUUGCCUCUGAAGCCCGCUCUGCCAGGUUUGCAGGAGACUGGGGUUGGGAGACUCUGAGGCGCAGGUUGUUACUGAAAGAGCCCUUCUGCCCCCUAGAUCCAGACAGAAGGAGCGGGAACCCACGGCAGCCCCCCAGUGAGAGUCCCACCUGGGUGCAUUUGGAGUGCGGGUGGGAGGCGGGCCCUGAGGGCCUGUCCCUCGUGCUGCUGGGACCUGGGUAGAAGGAUGUGCCUACUCCACCCAUGGAGACCCUUUCCCAUCCUUUGCUCUUUGCCAAAACCAGCCUUGCUUUGCAAGACUGGGUCAUCCAAACCCAAACCUGGGGGACCCUCUUGGCCACCACCCAAUCCCCAACCUUUCAGUGCACCCUGAGGCCCAGCUGCCUACACCCCCGGGAAAGGCCCUCUGUGCUCCUGCCCAGACCUCAGGAGCUGUCACAGGGAGAGGCCCAGCAUGGGGCCUGGGAGGGGAGGGCCCUACUGUGGGCUCAAGAGUCACUCUGCCUGGGCCUUACAGGUCCAUGCAGCAAGAGCCUCACCCCCGUCUCGGAGUGAGGCGUUAUCGGGUGCCAGACCCCUGAGGCAGUUGCCUCCAGGCCUGCUCCCCACCUUCCCAUCAGGAGGAUGUGUAAAUAAACGCUGGACUCCUCAGCUGCUCUCCAUGCCCUCCCUCACUGGUGUCCUCUCCCCAGUUGGCUGGAACACGCCCCGGCUUCCCUGCACUCCGGCCCCCUCGGCUCCUGGUCCCCAGCUAGGCGAGUGUGCCCCCAUCUCCCUCAAGACCACCGGCGGGGGCCCUUUCUGGGAGGCAGGCCUGCCCGGUGUCGGGAGUGCUGGGGCCGUGUGCCUCCGCUGCAGAAACCUUUCUUAGACGGGAGGAGGCUUCAUUGCCGUCAUCCUUCCUCGUUUGUUUUCUUACGGGUUUACAACUUUGAAUUUUUCUUAUUUGGCUGAAAGAAAGAAUUUUGAUUAUAUCAGCUGGGUGAGUUCAGCUUGUAAAAAGGGUGUUAAACUGUCAGUAAAAUAUGCAAAUGAAGAGAAAUAUAUUGUACAAAUUCUAUAUAAAAAGAGUGCAGUUGUGUG
This is a messenger RNA of Echinops telfairi (small Madagascar hedgehog), 11085 nucleotides long. RefSeq names its product zinc finger ZZ-type and EF-hand domain containing 1 (gene ZZEF1). Gene Ontology annotation, molecular function: zinc ion binding; ubiquitin-like protein ligase activity; calcium ion binding. NCBI's taxonomy places the organism in Eukaryota, Metazoa, Chordata, Mammalia, Afrosoricida, Tenrecidae. The annotation marks the transcript as partial. The record is from RefSeq and is a predicted model, not a curated record. Gene Ontology annotation, cellular component: postsynapse. The transcript has 55 exons. Gene Ontology annotation, biological process: regulation of synaptic plasticity; protein ubiquitination.